Molecule: messenger RNA, 5977 nt
Organism: Motacilla alba alba
Lineage: Eukaryota; Metazoa; Chordata; Aves; Passeriformes; Motacillidae
Gene: SGSM3
Product: small G protein signaling modulator 3
Exons: 25
Coding region: 2558-4858 (766 amino acids)
Molecular function (GO): protein binding
Source: RefSeq, a predicted model, not a curated record
CCUCCAUCUAUAGUGUGCUGAGUUACUGAGAAAUGCUCAGUUGUGACAAGGUAACUUUAUCACAGCUCCUUCAUUGGCCCCUCACAGGGCGCUGCCAGCUGUUAAAGAGCAAUGCCUGCUGCUGCCCGACAUUCAUGUAGGACAUUGGGAUUGUGGUCCUUGGCUGUAGGUGCUUGAUAAUGAAUGGCAGGUGGACUCAGGCAUGUGAAAGUUGUUCUCUACAACAAGUUUUGUCUGAUAAGGAAAGAAAACAGAUACUGGAAUUCAUUGAAUGGCAGAGAAAUUCAAGAACUUCAGUUUUAUUUCUGACACAAAUGAUCUGUUUUGUAAUGUCUGUGCUUUACUGGACAUUUAGUAGUGGAUCAAAUUCUUUUCCCUUUGACUUAAUCUGGAAUAAUUCCCUUACCUCUUCUUCCAGUGUUAUUACCUCACGGAACAUUUCUUCUGCUUCAGUGCAGUAAAAAAGCUCUCUCUCUGGACUCUUAUUUAUUCAGACCCUCAGAGGUGACUUGAUAAGGAUUACUUGAUGAUUUUUGAAGUGUGGUUGCUAAAGAGAAUUUAAAAAAGCAGAACUAACUGAAAGAGGCUACCUGCUGUUCUUCAGGUCAUCCUUGUUGAAAGAGGUUUUUAAAAUACUGUAUGUUUUAAUAAGGCUUGUCCUUAUUAAGUAGUUAAGAGCAGUGGGAAGCUUCAGGCUGUGAUCUUCCAUCGAGAUUGCUCUGGCUUUACCUUGCCCUUAGAAUAUGGCAUUCAAAAUGUCUCAAACAUUUGUGAGUUUGAUGGUGUUUAAAACAUCCUGCUUGCUUGUGCUAUUAACAUUUAAUUAGCCAUCUGUUUGAAAAGGAUAACUCUAACUGAACCCUCAUCAUUUUCAGGCUAUUACUCAAACCGAUAGCCAAGAAAGAAAACAGACAGAUGCGUAAGUCCUCCUUUUUUGGUCCUCUUUCCUCCUUAAAAAAAAGCCAACCAAGCCUGUGCGGAGAGGAGAAACAGUAUCUUUUCUGAUAAUUGGAAAUAAAAUAUUUGUCAGGUAGAGGCUGCCAGCUGAGAGCCAUUGGACUUGUUUUCCUUGAAAUUCUAAAAUGAGUAACAUUGGUGCAGAGGAAAAGUCAUCCUCCUAGAAAAUUGGCAUGAUGAACAAAUCCUUUAGGAGCCUUCCACUCCUUGGUUUGGGACCUGACUUUCUACUUUCCUGCAGAGUUGGCAGUGGCAACAGCCAGAGAUGUAAUUCUCCCCUCUGCUUGGUUGUUGGGAGGAGGUCAGCAAGUGGUGCUUCAGGAGCAGCUCUCGACUGUUCAGCUCUUUAUUCUCCCCCUGUGCUCAGCGCUGGUGAGGCCACACCUGUGUCCAGUUCUGAGCCCCUCAGUUCAGAAGGGACAGUGAGGUGCUGGAGCAAGAGCAGAGAGGGGCAGUGAAGCUGGUGUAGAGUCUGGUGCCCAGAUCUGAUGAGGAGCAGCUGAGGGAGCUGUUGAGCCUGCAGAGGAUGUUUAGGAGAAUUGUCACUCCCUACAACUACCUGGAAGUAGGGUGUAGCCAGGUGGGAGCAACAGGCCAAGAGGCACAGCCUUAAGCUGGACCAGGGGCGAUUCAGGUUGGACAUUAAGAGGAAUUUCACAGAAGGGAUGACUAGAUAGGGUGGUGGUGUCACCGUCCCUGGAGGUGUUAUAAGGAAAGACUGGACGUGGCAUUCAGUGCCAUGGGCUGGCUGGCAUGGUGGUGUUCGGUCAGAGGGUGGACUCCAUGAUCUCAGAGAGCUUUUCCAACCUAAUUAAUUCUGUGACUCCGUGACAGCGUCGUGAGGCCCGAUCACGCUUUGGGCCGUUCGGUGCGUGUCCCUGCAGGCCGUGCGAGCAGGGCCAUCCCAGCGCCUUCCCGGCGCCUUCCCCGCGCCUGCCGGGCCGCGCUUCCCGGCCUACAGCCCCCGCCGCGCCGCGCGCCGCCUCCCGCGCAUGCGCCCCGGCAGCGGCGUGUGGGGCCGCCGGGUCGGGGCCGGGCGCCCGCCCUGAGGGGACGGCGGCGGCGGCAGCAGGCAGUGGCUGUGGCCUCCGGGACGGCUCUUGAUGUCUCUUCACAGAACUGGGAGAUGUCAUUCAUAGUGACUCUUCUUCUGAAGAAGGAUGAAGGGAAUUCCUGAGGGGCAGCAGAGAGGAGGGGCAUAUUUCUGGAGGAAUUGCACUGAUCAGGGAAUGAUAGAAUUGAGGAGUGUAACAUCUCACCUCUGUGGACAGCAUUUCUGGACCUGCUGACACCUGUGUCACUCAGCCUUGCCUAGUGCAAUGUCAGGGAGGCUGUUCACUGGGACUCCGCCUGAGACUGGAAGGGUGCUUGUCUUGAACAAAAUAGCAAGAUUAUAGGCAUACCUUCAUUGCUGCAUCUCUCUGUACAUGAUCUGACAAUAUCCCAGCCCGUUGGGAAAAAAAGGGAGCAGUUGAGCAUCUUUCUAAGGGCUCUGAUUUUUCAUUCGAGUGCCUGAGCGACAGUUUCAGGGAACUCUGGAGUUCUGCUGGUGCUGGUCCAUAGGAGGAAUUUACUUCUGCAAAAUAAUAUUUAUUUGGUGAUGAUACCCCCUGGUUUGUUGCUGAUCACACAGCUUUUCCAAGCAGGCCAUCACACUCCCUCUGCUGGGGGUCCCUUCUCAGCGCUCACCCCCAGCAUUUGGCCUCAGGAGAUCCUGGCAAAAUACACACAGAAAGAAGAAUCCGUCGAGCAGCCGGAGUUCCGCUAUGAUGAAUUUGGUUUCCGAGUUGACAAGGAAGAUGGUGCUGAGCCAAACUCCAGCAAGCUUCUGGGAGUCCCACUGACAGAGGAGCCUCAGCAGAGGCUCAAGUGGCAGGCUCAUCUGGAAUUCACACACAACCAUGAUGUGGGUGACCUCACCUGGGACAAAAUUGAGGUCACCCUGCCACAUUCAGACAAGCUGCGCUCCCUGGUGCUGGCCGGCAUCCCACAUAGCAUGAGGCCACAGCUGUGGAUGCGCCUUUCAGGGGCUUUGCAGAAGAAGAGGAACUCAGAGAUGUCAUAUCGAGAUAUCGUGAAAAACAGCUCUAACGAUGAAACCAUUGCUGCCAAACAGAUUGAAAAGGACUUGCUACGCACAAUGCCCAGCAACGCCUGCUUCUCCAACAUGAACAGCAUCGGGGUGCCACGGCUGCGCAGAAUACUACGGGGACUUGCCUGGCUCUACCCAGACAUUGGAUAUUGUCAGGGCACUGGCAUGGUGGCUGCCUCUCUGCUGCUCUUCUUGGAGGAGGAAGAUGCCUUCUGGAUGAUGUGUGCUAUCAUUGAGGAAUUGGUUCCUGCCUCCUACUUCAGCACCACCCUCAUGGGUGUGCAGACAGAUCAGCGUGUCCUGCGGCAGCUCAUCGUGCAGUACCUGCCCCGCCUGGACAAGCUGCUUCAGGAGCACGACAUUGAGCUCUCCCUGAUCACCUUGCACUGGUUCCUCACCUCUUUUGCUAGUGUUGUCCACAUCAAGCUGCUGCUGCGUAUUUGGGACCUCUUCUUCUACGAGGGCUCUCUGGUGCUGUUCCAGGUCACUUUGGGUAUGCUAAGUAUGAAGGAGGAUGAGCUGAUCCAGUCCGAGAACUCUGCCUCGAUCUUCAACACGCUGUCAGACAUCCCGAGCCAGAUUGAAGAUGCAGAUGUGUUGCUGCGAGAGGCCAUGCGCGUGGCUGGCUCGCUGACGGACGUGGCGGUGGAGACCCAGCGCCGCAAACACCUGGCCUACCUCAUCGCUGAGCAGGGGCAGCUGCUCAACUCCAGCACCACUGUCAACAACCUAUCCAAAAUUGUGCGACGCAGGACUCAGCGCAGGAAAUCCGGCAUCACCUCUCUGCUUUUCGGGGAUGAUGAUCUGGAGGCACUGAAAGCCAAGAACAUCAAGCAGACAGAGCUGGUGGCUGACCUGCGUGAGGCCAUUCUCCAGGUGGCACGGCACUUCCAGUGUGUGGAUCCCAAGAACUGCAUAAUUGAUCUGACCCCAGACUACAGCAUGGAGAGCCACCAGCGGGACCACGAGAACUACGUGGCCUGUUCCCGCAACCGGCGCCGCCGAGCCAAGGCACUGCUGGAUUUUGAGCGGCACGAUGACGACGAGCUGGGCUUCCGCAAGAACGACAUCAUUACGAUCAUUUCCCAGAAGGAUGAGCACUGUUGGGUGGGAGAGCUGAAUGGACUGAGAGGUUGGUUUCCUGCAAAAUUUGUGGAGAUCUUGGAUGAGCGGAGUAAAGAGUACUCCAUCGCUGGAGAUGACUCUGUCACAGAGGGAGUGACAGACUUGGUGCGAGGGACACUCUGUCCAGCCUUGAAGUCCAUAUUUGAACAUGGAUUAAAGAAGCCAUCUCUGCUGGGGGGGGCCUGCCACCCUUGGCUGUUCAUUGAAGAGGCUGCAAGCCGGGAAGUGGAACGGGACUUUGACUCCGUGUAUUCUCGCCUCGUGCUCUGCAAGACUUACAGGCUUGAUGAAGAUGGCAAAGUCCUCACUCCAGAGGAGCUGCUUUACCGGGCGGUUCAGGCCGUGAACAUGACGCACGAUGCUGCACAUGCACAGAUGGAUGUGAAGCUUCGUUCUCUUAUCUGUGUUGGACUCAAUGAGCAGGUGCUGCAUUUGUGGCUAGAGGUGCUGUGCUCAAGCCUGCAGACCGUGGAGAAGUGGUUCCAUCCCUGGUCGUUCCUGCGCAGUCCUGGCUGGGUGCAGAUCAAAUGUGAGCUGAGAGUCCUCGGCAAAUUUGCUUUCAGCCUCUCUCAGGACUGGGAGCUGCCAAUAAAGAGAGAGGAGAAGGAGAAGAAGCCACUGAAGGAAGGGGUGCAGGACAUGCUCGUGAAGCACCAUCUCUUCAGCUGGGACAUAGAUGGGUGACCCCUACUCUGCCCCAUCCUGGGGACCUUCUCCAUGGCCACACUCAUCUCCUCCACCCCCCUCAUGUCUCACACCCUGCCUUUCCCCACCCCACCCACUUGUAUCUUGUGACAAAUUCCCCCCUGGGGGCUGCCAAACCACCUGGGACAGAUGGAGCAGUGCCAGGAGGCUGAGCUGCAGACCUGAGGGGGUUGAUGGUUGAGGGUGAUGCUGCAAAGGGACAAGUGUGUUCUGGCUACUAAAAGCAAGUGCCCCUUCCCAGCUUUCCACAUCUCUGCCACCCCUAUCUUCUGCUUUCCUCAGCCCUGCCUCCCCACCAGUGCCCAGGGGAGCAGCCUGCCUGGAGCCAUUGUGCCCUUCCCCACGGGCCAGCAGUGUGGGGAUGUGUGUCUGUGGCUGGAGCUGUGGGGAAGCGAUGGCCCUUUUGGAGUGGCUUUGAUCCAUGAGAGCUGGUGCCAUUGACAGUUGGCACUGCAGCUGCAUGUGGAAUUGGGCUGGUGAGAGACUCACUGCUGUACUGGAGCAGGGAGGGCACAUCCCCUCCCCAUGGCAGCCAAGGGCUCCCCUCUGCUGGGGGACACAUGUACAAGUUCCUUUCACCUGGACCUAAGAAGGGGGAACUGGCAUCAGUUUCAUCCCACUUCCCUGGCACUGGUGUGGGGUGUUGAUGGGAGUUGCCCAAAUUUACCAGCCUGUUACCACUGUAACAGCCUUAGGGGGAUGGUCAUUGUCUACUCUGGGAGCAGACAAAAACCACCUCUCCUCUAAACAAGAGUGUUUCAUGGUGUCGUUUUAGUCUCGAGAUGAUUUUUACUGUUAACCAAAAAGCUGUAAAUUUACUCCAGGAACAUGUAUAUUUUGGCACUGUUGUAGCUCAGGACAAGGUUUAGGUUGGAGCUGGCUCAGGGAGACUAACUCGUUCUCCUUGCCCUGCAAUGGCAACGGGGACGUGGGUCAGGAGUGGAGAAUUGCUGCUUUGUGGUGGUGGCUCUGGAUACGGAGUCUGUGACUUUCUACUGAAAGCGCUUGUCUGUGAGCACAAACUACUGAUGGGAUGACACUAGAUUCUUACUUUCCUUUAUUUGAUGGGUUUGUAAAUAAAAACUGCAUCUUGGGAGA